UUUUAGCUGUAGUGUUGAGGUCGCCUCGCUGUAUUUUACCUCAUAUUUAGUGCCUACCAUGCCUUCCCUGGCACAAUAAAUAUUCUAGCAAGCUGGUGUGUGCAGGUGACCUCCUCGGGUGAGCAUAAUUAACCUUCCCGGGGGUGAAAUAAGGUGUGUAAAUAACAAAGCAAGGGAAGAUGCAGUGGUUAAGUGUGCUGUUCUUAGUGGUUGUGAGCACGCUGGCUUGGGCUUCACAGGAUUGCAAAAACAAAAUAUCAUGCUCAGAUUGUAUUCAGACACCAAAUUGUAUGUGGUGUGGAAAGUCAGGGAAUUUUACUGAUGAUGAUGGAAAAUAUCUGUCGAGGUGCAUCAAGAGGACAGACGAAGUUGCUUCCAGGUGGCGAUCCUCAUGUGGCACCACUGAUAUAUAUGAACCUGGCAAUUACUUCGAGAUGAUUGUUGAUGAAGAAUUGACUCAAGCUGGCGUGCUGGCAGGCAGUGGCAGCAGCGGAGGAAUUGAUGGUGCCUCAGGGAGUGGAGAGGCAGUGGUACAGAUCAAACCUCAGAGAGUCUCCAUGAAGCUCAGAGUCCAAGAGGCAUACAGCAUGCAGGUGACCUUCAGGCAGGCAGAGGACUAUCCAGUGGAUCUCUACUAUCUCAUGGAUCUCUCAAAGUCUAUGGAGGAUGACAAGGAGUCUCUCUCCAAGCUGGGCGCACAGUUGGCAGAAGAGAUGCAGAAAAUCACCAAAAAUUUCAAGCUUGGCUUUGGGUCCUUUGUAGACAAGGUUGUCAUGCCCUACGUCAGUACUGUUCCAGAGAAGCUUCAGGCUCCUUGUAAGGAUUGUGCGUCUCCUUAUGGAUUCCGAAAUGCCUUACCUCUUACCUCCAAUGCUGAUGCUUUUGCUAAAAAAGUUCAAGAUGCUCCUGUGUCUGGUAACUUGGAUGCACCUGAAGGAGGUUUUGAUGCUAUUAUGCAAGCCAUUGUUUGUCAGGAGAACAUCAACUGGAGGCAGGAAGCUCGUAGACUGCUUGUUUUCUCCACUGAUGCUGGCUUCCAUUAUGCUGGUGAUGGCAAGCUUGGCGGUAUUGUUAAGCCGAAUGAUGGUAAAUGUCACAUGGACGAUGAUGGUGAGUACUAUACUCACUCCACACUCCAGGAUUAUCCUUCAGUUUCACAGAUAAAUCAAGUUGCUAAGGAGCACAAGAUGAACUUGAUAUUUGCAGUCACCGCUGAGCAGUCAUCUGUCUACUCCCGUCUUUCUCAAAUGAUCGAGGGCUCUAGUCAGGGUGAAUUGACGGCAAAUUCUUCUAAUGUUGUAGAACUUGUCAAGGGAGAAUAUAAUAAAAUCACCAGUAAAGUAGAGUUGAAGGAUAAUGCUACUGCACCAGUCUUUAUUCGCUACUUCUCCAAAUGUAAAGGAAGCACUGAGAAGGAGACUUCGGUAUGUCAGGGUCUACGUGUUGGUGAUCAAGUGGAAUUUCGUGCUGAAGUAACGGUGGAAAAGUGUCCCGCAAACAGUGAUGACUGGCGGCAGGUGAUUGGCAUCUAUCCUGUUGGUCUACGUGAGAACCUAACCAUUGAUCUGGAGAUGCUGUGUGACUGCCAGUGUGAGCGCCCUGGAAAUGAGGGUUACAUAGAAGGAGCUGAGCUUUGCAACUUCCAUGGCACAUACCAGUGUGGUGUGUGCAAAUGUAAUUCUGGAUACCUAGGUCGCACCUGUGAGUGUGGUACCAACACACCCUGGGGAACAGGAAACUUCGAUGACACAAGCUGUCGAGAAUCUAAUAGCUCUGCUAUCUGCAGUGGUCGUGGCACCUGCACGUGUGGAGAGUGCAAGUGUAACGAGAGGGAUGAGGCAAAUGAGGUUGUUGAUGGAAAGUUCUGCCAGUGUACCAAUUUCUUGUGUAAUCGAUUCAAUGGUUUGUUGUGCUCUGGACCAGACCAUGGCGAGUGUGUGUGCAAUGAAUGCAAGUGCAAGCCGGGUUGGACAGGGGAAGCAUGCAAUUGUGAAGAUAGCAUAGUCAACUGUAAAAAUCCAGCCAAUGAUGAGAUAUGUUCCAACCAAGGAAAAUGUGAGUGCAACCAGUGCAAAUGUUCGGAAAAUGUUGAUGGUCGCUACUCUGGCAAAUGGUGUGAAGAUUGUCCGCUGUGUGGCACAGACUUAAAGUGUCUGGACUUUAAGGAAUGUGUCCAGUGUCGUGUUUACGAGACGGGGCCUUUCACUGAAGAACCAGAUUUGUGUAGUCGCUGCUCCCUUCUCUACAGCAGCGUCACUGGUCAAAUCUUUGCCAACUAUACAAUUAAUGUCACAGACUGGGUUAAAGUUGAGGAAGAAGGUGAACGACUAUGCAGCUUCUUUGAUGAAAAUGAUUGUCGUUUCAAGUUUGUGUACGGCUAUGACGAGAAUAAAGAACCAAUAGUACGUGUGCAGCAAACUCUUGAAUGUCCACCUAAGCUUGAUAUUCUUGGGAUUGUUCUUGGUGUGAUUGGUGCCAUUGUUGCUGUGGGUCUGGCCCUCCUGUUUAUGUGGAAGGUCCUUACUACCAUCCAUGACAAGCGAGAAUUUGCUCGCUUUGAAAAGGAGCGUAUGAUGGCUAGAUGGGAUACUGGUGAGAAUCCCAUCUACAGGCAAGCCACAUCAACCUUUAAGAAUCCUAUGUAUGGGGGUGGCAAGUAAACUGCCAUGUGCCUUGAUCUCAUUAUUGGAUCUGAAAACAUAAUUGAUAUGUUAGCCUUUAGUGUUGUAACUGGUUGCUAGUAGUGAACGUUCAUAAUAAGAUAUUAAUGCCGCAUUGUUGUGUUCAUAGAAACUAAAAUAUUUCCUAAUACUAAUUCAUGCCUCGAACCUCUUGUAAUACAGUAGUGGCACCCUUUUUUUUCCCCUCUUAUGUAUACAUUAUGCAUGUAAUUGUUUGUAUGUGUAUGUAAUGUAAUAGACUACUUAUGCUGGAUGGUCCAGUGUGGUAUGUGCCAACUGUAGUGAUUGUUAAGUUCAACUUCAUAUGCAAAUUUUUUACCGCUUAAGGUAUAUCAUGCUUUAAACUGCGUUUUUAAUGCAGUCUUUAUUUUUUUAAUUUUGGUAAUUAAUUGACAAGGUCGUACUUGUGUUUAAUAAAUACAAAACACACUCCAUAUUUGUGAUAAAAAGAUAGAGAUGUGUUUUUGACAGCUAAAUGGCUAUACUGUUUGUACAACAAUAAAUUUUGUACUAAAUAAUUUUUUUUAAAGAGCUUUUUUUGUUUUCUAUAAAUUUUAAAAAUAAGGCAUUUAAAUAAACGAACCACUGAGUGAAAAUGGAAGGGUAUUUAUAAAAUUAAUUUUUCGUGUGACUUAGAUUUGUCCCAUCCUAAAUAUUAUAGAAACCUGGGUGUAUUGAAAUGUAUUGAGUAAUGAGUGUGAAUGUGUGAAAGUUGGUCGAGAAGUUGUUUUAUAUAUAAAAAAAAUGUAUAUAAUUCUAAAGGUGCUUUCAGUUUUUAGUGUAAUUUUUAUAUUUUAUAAUCUUAAAUAUCCUUUUAUUAUAGGGAAUUAAAAAAAAAUAUGUUUUGAAGCUUUACUAUAUGUAUGGUGUUGAAUUUUAAUAUAAUUUUAUGUCUAAACUAAAAAUAAAUAAUGACAAUGUAUGUAACUGCAUUGUUUCACAUGAUUAGUGCCUUUGGCCAUUCAAAUAAUUUUUAUACAUCUGAAGCAUUACCUUGAAAAAUUACUCAAGGUAUCAGGAAACUUAGGUUAAGAAUAGUUCUGAUUUUUAAAUUUCUUGAUUGUAAAAUCAAACUUUGUAAAUACUAAAAAUUGUGUAAGAUUAUAGUCACAAUGCUGGCAGCUAGCUAGAUGUUCAUCUUUAAUGUAUUUACACUUCAGUAUUCUAUAAUGGCAACUGCACAUUUUGCAAUUAAACAUCACAUGUCCUGCAGUAGUAAUUAUAUUCACUAGGACCCCAACUUACUCAGUAAAGAAGGCAUAAUAUUGAGGAAAUUGAAUUUCUAAAUGAAUGUUAAUGAGCAAAGUGACAAUCUUCCUCCUCUAUUAUACUUUUCUAGAGGAUAAUAGUGUCCGGAUUACAAACAAUUUGAUUGCUAGUUGAAACGCCAUGAGUGCAUUGAAGUCGUAGGUUAGGGUCCUGCUGUGUAUGUUAACUAUAAAACUAUUUAAUAAAUUAAAAUUUAU
Cherax quadricarinatus is the source of this 4147-nucleotide messenger RNA. RefSeq names its product position-specific antigen beta subunit myospheroid (gene mys). NCBI's taxonomy places the organism in Eukaryota, Metazoa, Arthropoda, Malacostraca, Decapoda, Parastacidae. Gene Ontology annotation, cellular component: focal adhesion; integrin complex; cell surface. Gene Ontology annotation, biological process: integrin-mediated signaling pathway; cell adhesion mediated by integrin; cell-matrix adhesion. Gene Ontology annotation, molecular function: integrin binding. The record is from RefSeq and is a predicted model, not a curated record.